This is a messenger RNA of Rhodofomes roseus, 2022 nucleotides long. RefSeq lists its product as uncharacterized. The transcript has 3 exons. Gene Ontology annotation, molecular function: guanyl-nucleotide exchange factor activity. The record is from RefSeq and is a predicted model, not a curated record. The coding region runs from base 1 to 2022 and encodes 673 amino acids. NCBI's taxonomy places the organism in Eukaryota, Fungi, Basidiomycota, Agaricomycetes, Polyporales, Fomitopsidaceae.
AUGAACCUUCGCGCUGCAGACAAGCAGCUCCCUGCAGCUCCGGAGGACGACGAACCGUCUGCAUUCUCGAGUCAUGAGGGCGACACCACACCUCGGCAGUCGAGAUACGACGACCUCGCUGACGCUCUCACGCGCGAUCCGCCCAGGCUGUCCUCGCCGACGCCACCGCCUGUGCCGCCCAAGUCGGACCGCGGCCAUGCCUCCAAAAUAAGGGGAGUGUCGAUCGUCGAGCCGUCUGAACUCUCGCACGACAGCACGCACGAGGAUAGCUAUUACGCUCUUGACUACACGGUUUCUGACCCAGGACACGGUUCUAUACCCCCCGCUAGUACGAGCGUACCAAGCCCGGGCCGUGUUCCCCGCAGAAAAACGUACUCUUCGAGACCUGCGCGAUACUCCGCUGGUCCAUAUCACAGCUAUCCUUCCCGCCUCUCGUGGGCGGACAGGGCAAGCCUUCCCAUCUUUCGGCAGUCAUUCGCCUCGGACGGACACCAGAUGGUCUCAAGCCCUACAUCGAUGUCGGCGUUCUCAGAGUCAUUGCCCCAUCCUUCCCACCUCGCGCGGAGGAAGCUCAGGAAGCCCCGUCCUGUGUCUACCCUCUCAUCUCCGCCAUGUAGUCCACCUGCCUCAAGCCCAAGCUCAGGCUCGAGCCUGAACCUCCUCCGGGCGCUCAGCCACAAAAGUGCGCUCGCACCGCGCGACUCGGCGGAGCCUUCGACCGCCUCAUCACCCAGAAAUAGCAUCAACUUCUUCCGCAUUCCCCGCUGCACAACGCAGCCUAGUCGGAGGUCGGCGAGUUUCUUGGAGAGCGACCCCAUGGCGAUGCGGAGGUGGACGCUGGCGAUGGCCGACGUCCCCGACGAGAUCCUCGUACAGGAGCUCGACAAGCUCCGGAAGAAUGCCGUCGCGAAGAAGGCUCGGGGGAAGAGCAGGACGCCAGCUCAGAGCGAGAGCGGACAUACGGCGGAGUCUGGGUGCUCGACAGGCUCGACUUCGCCUUGGAGAUCUGGAGUGCAUUUCCGCCUGGGUGGCGACAGCGACUCCGAAGAAGAGGGCGACGGAGAUGAGGAGGACGAGGCACUCGACGGAUUCGAGAACGAUGCGGACGAGGAGGAAUGGAAGGCGGCACGGAGAGCCCUGCUGUGCUGCAGGGAGCUCGUGAGGACGGAGAGAAGUUACCAGGCGCGCUUGCGGGAGCUGCUGAAUGCACAGAGCUCGCAUCCCUUCUUCUCGCUCCUGCUCUCUUACGUCCCUGCGCUUCUUCAGGCUUCGGAAGCGUUGCUCGUGCGGCUCGUCGAUGACCCGAGUGCAUGGGGCGUGGGCGCGGCGUUCAUCGGCUGUGAAGAGGAGCUCGAGGCGGCUCUCGUUGCGUGGUGCGGCGUCGUCGGCAAUUUCUAUAUCGAUGAUGAGAAGGACAAGCGAGGCCGGAAGAGGCGCAAGUCGGGCGACGAGACGACAAAUGCCCUGGGUCAUGGCGAGCCGCGCACCCUCUCCCCCCGCGGUGCGUCGCAGUCCGGGAUCGCGGGCAUGAUAAAGCCAAGGGUUGCGAAUCGGCGGAUGUCCUUGAUUGACCCGAGCGAGAACGGGAUGUUCACCGCUGCGCUCGGGACCGGGCUCGCGUUCGGCUUGUCGUCGCCGCCCGCGCUGGAGUCGAGGAAGCAUGGGAGCACCGCGAGCUUCGGCAAGGACCAUGGGCCGACGGGGACGCUGACGCGCACGCUCAGUGCGUGGAAGAGGAAGAGCAUGCCAAGCUCGCUGUCGAACCUCCAGACUACAAUGGGCAUGCCCCCGAGCCCGUCGACUGCGCAUGGCCAUAGCAAGGAGAAACUGUGGACUCUGCGGGACCUCGCUAUUCAGCCCACCCAGCGGGUGAUGAGAUACGUUCUGCAGUAUAAAGAUUUAUUGGCACAUACCCCUGUCACGAGUCCGUCGAGAGGACUCGUUGAGCGUGCCCUCGAGAGUGCGAUCCGCAUUGCGAAGAAAUGCGAUCGUGCCCAGGGAAACUCAGCGUUCCUCCGUUAA